Messenger RNA from Caenorhabditis remanei, 303 nucleotides. RefSeq lists its product as uncharacterized. Gene Ontology annotation, biological process: proteasome-mediated ubiquitin-dependent protein catabolic process. NCBI's taxonomy places the organism in Eukaryota, Metazoa, Nematoda, Chromadorea, Rhabditida, Rhabditidae. The record is from RefSeq and is a predicted model, not a curated record. The transcript is spliced from 2 exons. The coding region runs from base 1 to 303 and encodes 100 amino acids. Gene Ontology annotation, cellular component: SCF ubiquitin ligase complex.
AUGCUGAGAAACCAAUUUCACCUGCAUUUCACCUAUCAAUCAGAAAAGGAGCCCGUUUAUCCUGAUAAACUCACAAGAAUUCUUCAAAAUGGGGCGCCUUCGUUGGAAGUUCAGCUGAAACAUGCCUGGAAUCCAAAUGACUGUCCUAAAGAUAUAUCAGUCAAAACAGAUAAUCCUCUCACUUUUCACCGUAAUCCAAUUGCUGAAAGUACUCAUGGAAUACGUGGAAAACAGGGAUCAGUAGUGAAUUCCACGUAUGGCAAAUCGAUUGGCCAAGGAACCAAAGGGGAACAACUGCAAUGA